Calidris pugnax (ruff) is the source of this 3492-nucleotide messenger RNA. RefSeq names its product C1q and tumor necrosis factor related protein 6 (gene C1QTNF6). NCBI's taxonomy places the organism in Eukaryota, Metazoa, Chordata, Aves, Charadriiformes, Scolopacidae. The record is from RefSeq and is a predicted model, not a curated record. Gene Ontology annotation, molecular function: protein binding. Bases 181 to 960 code for a protein of 259 amino acids. The transcript is spliced from 3 exons.
GGAGAGGGGAGGGAGCAGGUCCAAGCCCAGCUUGCGCACCCAGCCAGCGCUCAGCAGCGCCUGUGCCAAAAGCCAGCUUUCUUAAAGCCAUGGGCCCGGGGGCCGGCUUUGCAGGCGGAGGGGAACCGGCGAGCAGGGGCUGGGAAGUCCAGAGGGGAGCCCUCAGCCUCCGGGGUCACCAUGGACAUAACGUACCUGCGCACACCCCUGGCCUUCUUUCUUCUCCCUCUUGUUGUGCUUGGGGCACCCACUGAUGAACCCAACCUCACAGAACCAGCCCCUGGUACUUGCAAGCGCUGUUGUGACCCACCGGACUCUUCCACAGAUGCCCCACCGCUCCCUCCCAGCCACCAGCCCUGGCCCUACCCAGUGCCAGAGGUCCGUCCCUAUAUCAACAUCACCAUACUGAAGGGAGACAAAGGAGACCGAGGAGAGCCUGGGAUGCCAGGGAAAUGGGGCAAAGAAGGACCACGAGGUGAGCGGGGUGCCCAGGGCCCGAAAGGCAGUAAAGGACAGAUGGGCACAGCAGGAGACCCCUGCAAGCAUCAGUACGCUGCGUUCUCCGUUGGUCGCAAGAAAGCGCUGCACAGUAGUGAGGGCUUCCAGGUCUUGAUCUUCGACACCGUCUUUGUCAACCUCUACAGCCACUUUGACAUGUUCAAUGGCAAAUUCUACUGCUAUGUAGGUGGACUUUACUAUUUCAGCCUCAACGUCCACACCUGGAACUUCAAGGAGACCUACAUGCACAUCAUGCACAAUGAAGAAGAGGCGGUCAUCUUGUACGCCCAACCCAGCGACCGCAGCAUCAUGCAGAGCCAGAGCCUCAUGCUGGAGCUUCAGGAAAAUGAUGAGAUCUGGGUGAGGCUCUACAAGCGGGAGCGGGAGAAUGCCAUUUACAGUGAUGAUGUUGAUGUGUACAUCACCUUCAAUGGGUACCUGGUCAAGCCCAGCCUUGACUAACUGACCCUCCUCCUCCUUGGGGCCUCUUUGGCCUUUUCCUUCUUCCUCUCUCUCUCCCUUUACUGCCCGCAACCACUGCAAGUCACUUGGAAAUGGGCCUGUCAAGUCUCAGGCAUUGAGUGUGAAACUUGCCACACUGGCUCCCACCUCACGCUCUCUUGUAGCCAGGCCUGUACCUGUCCACUUACAGCGUGACACUACCAUCUCUCGUCCCCUCACCUCGUGACCCCAACUUAUGUUAUUGGCUUCUUCUAAAUCUGCCAGUAAACUGUGCCUGCCUGGCAUUUAGGGCCCUACAGCAGGAGGAAGGCUAAAAUGCUGCUCCUGGGGAUGUGUCCCUUCUUGGGGCUUCAUACACAAAAGGCUGCCAUUGAAAGGGCUAGAAAGUCCCCACUGCCCGGGUACAUUCUGGCUCCUCUCGGUCCUGACUAUAGAGGCCAGUUUUGCAGCCUACAACAUGGCCUUAAUGUCACCUGUCACACCUGUAGUCUGGAGAGCAGACUGGGGUCUGAUGGCCUCCUGUAGCACAAGGAAGAUGUAGCAGCAGUGACAGGUGACACUGUCUUUUCAAAAAGGGGACUGUUGACCUUCUGAAGUUUGUAACUGGCUUUCCUCAGACACUCUUCUGGGUCAGUGCCCAAGCUGGCUGGAAAAUCUAGGCCUGGUGGGAUUGCCCUCCUCAGUGCCAACUCUCGUUCUUUUAAGAAAUUAUGGGCCAGACAGCCAGAUCCUUCAGAGGCAUCUGCUAUUGAACCAGUAGAGCUCACCACUUAUUCCCACUAGGGAUCCUAAGUAUAGAACAAGAGAGAGAGAUAUGACCCUACCAGACCUCCCUCCCAAACUUCCCCUGGCUUGAUACUUGGUCUCAGUUCCCCAGCUCUGGGAGGCUAGUCCAGACAAUGAACCCAAAUCUGGUCUCUUCUGUAGCAGAGGUGCACUCGUGCCCUUCCAUUGGUAUCAGAGGUCAUCCUGAACACUUGUUGAUGUGAGGGAAGAGUCAGGGCUGGGUCCCGCCUUCUGUGUCCUCCUGAAGGGGGUUCUCCCACCCUGGCAUUGAGGGACCACUGUCUCAGGAUCUGACUUGGAGGUUGUAAGGGCAAUUGCAGUUAAAUCAGUUCCAAACCUGGGCAGGUUGGCACCUCUUUGCCUCUGUGAUGGAAAAAAGAUAGAGGUGAGACUACACCACCUCACUCCAGCCUUAAAAGCUUCCCUGACACGUUUUGUGCCCUUUUCUGGCAAUCUCAUCAGAGCAACUGAGAAAAACACGUGGCCAAAACAAACCCUCGCUCUUCUUGUCAGGUUAGAGAUGUUGCAGUGGGAAAGGAAUGCCAGCGGUAGGAUUUUCUAGUACCAUUUGUAUUGGUCUCACACUGCUCUCACUCACAUCCCUCUGGGAUCACUUCGGUCCUGGGGAGAGCAGGUGAGGUUCUCAGCACUUUGAGAAACCUACUUCCACAUGUCGUGAUGCUCCCGUAAACAGUGGUGCCAAGCGUUGUCAGUUUUUUGAGUCUCAGGACAGGACAAGCAGGAGAAACUGUAUUUCUCCUCUGCCCAUUACUUAUAAUGAAGUCUUCCGAUGUAUUUAGCUUCUGUGGUCUCAUGAUUAGCCAUGUCUGUAGCACCUGGGACUAACCAGAGCUCUCCCAUAGGAGAUAUGCAUCAUUAUGCAGGACUAGGUCCGGUACACUCAGCCCAGGAUGGCGAAGGCACAGGGACCCAGGCUAAAUAUUAAAAAUGAACUUGAGAGAAUUGCAGGACAUUUUCUCUCUUGCCCUGUUUACUUACCCUCCCCACUUUGCUAAGGAAGCUGUACAGACUGGAAUGAGUUUUAGGCACUUUCCACACUUAAUCCUCCCCACCACUGUCACUGAGGCAAUGGCUAUAAAAACAAGGUUUCACUAAGGCAAAGCGGGUUUUUCCCAGGAAAACAUGUGAUGAUGGGAUCAUGGGAACUAAGGGAGGAUGAGUUUCUGCCCUUCUCUUAGCAGGUCAAGCAUAUGGAAUUGCUCAGUGAUGGGAUUUCAGGCAGUAGAGAAGCAGCAGCGUGCUGGAGGUGACGCUCCAAUCUGAAUCCCAUUCUCUUUUCCUCAGCAGGCUGCAAACCCAGAUAUUGUCUAUUUACAGUGCAUAGUGCCCCUGUGUCUCCCUGAAGAGAAGCAAGCCUCUCUAACACUGAAUAUCUCUAGAAACAAGCUUCCUUCUUCCUCCUUCUCUUCUUGAUAUUUGAAUGCCAGUGAUAGGUUUCAUGUGCUAUCCAUGAGCAGCCAGAUGGUGCCUGAUGCACAUGAGAGAGGAGGGCGGGGGGACCAAAGGGUGUAUUUAACAGGCUUCUUGGUGCUAAACAAGAUGGCAAUCCCUUGGUGCUAAAUCAGAUUUCAGGAGUAUUGUGUACUUUCUGGACGGUGUAGCAGGCUGAGUUGUGAUGUACUGUGGAAUUAAUGGUGCUUUAUGUUACAAAACCAAACAAACUACGAGAACUUUUGUGUAUAUAUACAUAUUUUUUUCAGUAGUAUUAAACUUUUUUCCCUCGUU